AUGGGCUGGUUAUGGUCAUCUUCGGCUCCUGCCACAUCUUCUCCUCAGCAGAAUGACUCUCCAAUUACAUCUGAGUCUUCGACACAAUCACCGCCAUCAACCUCAAAUGCUCCACCCUCUGAAAAGCUAGCCUCUCGCGAUGAUCUCGCAGAGCAAGAACUCGCCAAAUUUCUUCAAGAACUAGACGCCGAUAUCCGCCCCAGCAGCACAAAGUACAAUCGAGUACCCCGAAACGCACCUUCCUCCACCCAUCAAUCGCAAACCCAAUCCUCCUCCUCCCAGAAUACAGAUGCAGCCAACAAGCCACUGGCAGAGCAAUUGCUGCCUACAACAAUGAGCUGCCGUACAGCAUUCGACGAAGCCUUUUACUGCAAUUCUUUUGGAGGCAGAUGGAAUGAUCUAUACCGAUAUGGAACACUAAAGUCAUGUUCGGACCAAUGGAACAAUUUUUGGUUCUGUAUGCGGACGAGGACGUAUGGAGAUAAGCAGAAGGAGGCUGCGGUCAGGGAACAUUAUAGGCAGAGGGAGAGCUCUAAAUACUCCAAGGAGCUUGGGAAGGAGAGUAGUGAGGAUGUUUGGAAGAGUCGGGAUAAGAAAGUUGAAUGGGGCGAGGCGUUCAUUGCGCCGUUCCCUGGUUUUUCUGGAACUGAUGAGGAGUGGAGGCAGAGAGAGUUAGACAGGAGAAGGGGCAAAGUUGAUGGAAGCAUGGGCUGA
Messenger RNA from Cadophora gregata, 714 nucleotides. RefSeq lists its product as uncharacterized. Lineage: Eukaryota; Fungi; Ascomycota; Leotiomycetes; Helotiales; Ploettnerulaceae. Bases 1 to 714 code for a protein of 237 amino acids. The transcript has a single exon. The record is from RefSeq and is a predicted model, not a curated record.